AUGGCGCCAGUAUUGGAGGUCAGCGAAACUACAAGCACCCAGCCCUCAAGUACCCAGGCUUCAUCGACCACAACAGACGCCGGGCCCGACGUCUCUAAGAGUGGAAAAGAAGGAAGCGGAGCGGAUAAAAAGAUGGGUGAUCGCGAUGGUCGGUCUUGGCAAAAGGGUAGAAAGGAUAACAAUCGGCCGAACAAAGGAAUGGAUGGGUUACAAGGAAAUAACUUUGAUGGUCGGGUUAGUAGCCAUCGAGAAAGCAUUAAUCGAGGUGGUGUUGAUGUUGGUAUCGGUAGAGAUAGGAGCAGUGGUCGCGAUGUUAGUAACGGAGGAAGCCGCGGUGGUCGCGAUGGUGGUAUCGGUCGCGGUGGACGCGGUGGAAACAACGACGGAACCAGUCGAGGGGGUCGCGACGGAAUCAAUGGUGGAAGCAGUCGAGGUGACCGUGGUGGUGGAAACGGUGGAGGCGUUGCCGGAGAUGGUAGCAGUGAAGGUGGAAGAAACGUUGGGAGAGGAUCUGGUUCAGGUGGCGGAAGAGGACAAUAA
Dreissena polymorpha is the source of this 540-nucleotide messenger RNA. RefSeq lists its product as uncharacterized. The transcript has a single exon. The coding region runs from base 1 to 540 and encodes 179 amino acids. Lineage: Eukaryota; Metazoa; Mollusca; Bivalvia; Myida; Dreissenidae. The record is from RefSeq and is a predicted model, not a curated record.